This is a messenger RNA of Silurus meridionalis, 2141 nucleotides long. RefSeq lists its product as uncharacterized. The transcript has 6 exons. The record is from RefSeq and is a predicted model, not a curated record. Bases 1 to 1170 code for a protein of 389 amino acids. Lineage: Eukaryota; Metazoa; Chordata; Actinopteri; Siluriformes; Siluridae.
AUGGUCACCGCAGAUCUCCACUAUCUCUCUCCUGCUACUGAGAGCACGGAUCCGCUCCAGUGUUUCCCGAAAAGCUCCAUCCCGCACCAGAGUUUUACGGAGAGCUCCGCUCUGCCCCAGGACCUCCGGGGGAUUUCCACCCUACUCCAGACCCUGCACCAGGCCAUCCAAGAUGGUUCCGCUUCGCCCCAGGACCUCCAGGAGAUCUCCGCCCUGCUCCAGGACCUUCAGGAUGGCUCCACUCCGCCCCAGGGCCCCAGGGCCGCCCCAGGACCUCAGCUCCGCUGCAGGAAGCUAAAGGAAAAGGAGAAGUCCAGUAGAAAGAAAAAGAGAAGAGGGAGAACUAGACAGUUGGAUGUUAAAGGUUAUGGAGAGGAGAAGAUCAAGCAGAGUAAUCUUCACACUUUGUGCUGCUGGUGCUGUUGUGUCUCAGACAUGGAGUCCUGCAGGGUUCCUCACCAUGUCCUGCUUUCAUUCACCCUCAUCUUCAUCUUCAUCUCUAUACCAGUACCUGGAUCAGCUGAUAAUACUGUACUGGUGAAGUUAAAUCAGCCUGCAGUUCUGCCUUGUGUACGGAGAUGUUCUGGUGAAGCCAAAUGGAGUCUGUUUAGUAAUAAAGAUGUAGUGGCUCGGUGUGAUCAGACGUCCUGCAACUCAUCAGAUGGAUAUAAAAUGUCUCAUGAUCAGUACCUGAAAGGAGAUCUGACCCUCACCAUCACUGCAGCUGAUUACAGUAAGAGGAACAUCUACAUGUGUGUGUGUGAUGGUGAUGACAUUGAUGAUUUUCGUCUCAGAAUUAAGAUCAUAACAUCUUCACUUGAAAUAAAAACUGGUGAAGAUCUGCAGCUGGAGUUACACGUAUCAGAUAGAGUGGAGGUGACCUAUAGGAGUAAAGAUUCAGUAGAUGGUGAACAGAUCUGCAGUGUGGAGAGAAGAUCACUGACCUGUACAGAUAAAUACACACCGAGAACAUCACUCACUAACACACUUCUUACUCUGAGAGGAAUAAAUGUAGCUGAUGGAGGAGAUUACAGCGUCCAGGACUCAGUGAAUAAAGAAGAUCUUCAUAUUUACUCAGUAUCAGUGAGAGGUCACAGCUCAGGUGUUAUGAGGGCUUCCACAGUGUGGAUGAUUGUCCUGCUGCUGCUGCUUGUGGUUGGUGCAGUGUAAAAGAAUUCAGUUCCUCUAAAGGAACCCUGUAAGUAUCAGAACCAUGCAGCACUGUGACAUCAGACAUCACAUGACUGUUCUGUAAUCAGAAUCAAAUCCACAGCACAUCCUCCUGAUUAGACUCCACUCAGACACUGCAUGGACACUUCCACCAGAGAAACAUCAUCAUCUAUAAAUAACAGAAUAUUUCCACAUGUUCUUCAGUGAUGUCUCUGAGAUGCUGUACUACUGAUCACCGAGACGAGGAAAUGUACAAAAUCUGUUUGGUGUCUAAUAAUGUACAAUCUUACUGGCACCUUCACUAUCACUCAAUGCAUGUGUAUUAGGAGUCUUUCAUCUUUCUGAAAUGUGGUGUAUGUUUCAUGAACUAUGUAGUGUUCUAUCUCUUGUCCUGUAUGUUUCUGUGUCUGUGUUUGUCUCUGUUAUUAACUCAUACAGCUGCAUGUGAUCCUUCAUCCUGGGCAAAUGUCUGAUGAAUAUGUUUAUGUUCAUUAUAUUUCAUCUGUCUUGAUAUAUUGCAAUAUUGUACCUUGUACAGCGUCCUUGAGCUUGGGAAAGGCGCUAUAUAAAUUAAACUUAUUAUUAUUAUUAUUAUUAUUAUUAUUAAGAACAAAUCAUCAUCUGAAAAUCACCACAGCAUCAGGACAACACUCGAGUGUCUUACUUGUUCCGUCCUAAACGAGAAGUGAAAUCCAGAUGUUGAUCAGACCCCAUGCAGUCCACAGAUACAAUCAAAGUGUACAUGUCCAUACAUGAAGUUCUGUGUAAUAGACAUGUUUGGUUUGAUUUAUCUGCAUCUGUGGACUGCAUGAGCUGUUAAAAACAUCUGGUAAAAUGAUUGUCAGUAGCACAUUUAGAAAUAUCAUUACUGUUGAAUCCUUACAGGCUGUUCCCCGCUGUGUGUCUGUCGAUGGGUCACUUAUCAGUGACAUUUACAGAUACAUGUCAAAUAAAUGAUCAUUUUAAACCCA